AGCAAAGAAUAAAGGUCUAUCCACUACUCUCUAAACCCUUGGAGAUUUUAUUUCUCUUUCACACACACACUAUUUGCAGUGUUGAAUGAACAAUGCCUAGCCCGUACAGAUUUCUAUCGGCUGUCGAUAAGGCGGUGGGGGUGGCGGAACCGCCUGAGGCGGUGGCUGUCGAGGCAGAUUUCGUUGUGAUCCUCGCCGCUCUCCUCUGUGCUUUGAUUUGUGUUGUAGGUCUCAUCGCUGUAGCUCGCUGCGCAUGGUUCCGUCGUGGAUCUGUUGCUAGCGAUAGCCGGACUCCAGGCCAGCCAUCUGCGAAUAGAGGAAUCAAGAAGAAGAUCAUUGAAGUGCUUCCGAAGUUUACGUAUGAUUCGAGCAAGGAAGGUAAGAGCUGCGACGACUGUGGAAAGUUGUCUUCGAGUGACUGUGCGAUCUGUUUGGCGGAGUACGCUGACGGAGAUGAGAUCCGUGUACUACCGCAAUGCGGACAUGGAUUUCACAUUGGAUGCAUUGAUACAUGGCUCAGUUCUCACUCUUCCUGUCCGUCGUGUAGACAGAUCCUGAUCACCACGAGGUGCAAAAAGAGCGGUGACUUGUCGACGAUUUCCGUCGGAAAAGUUCCAUUAGAAGCGAAACAGAGUAAUAGCUCUAGUUCAAGUGAUUAUUUACCUUGAUGAUUUAAAAUUUUGGAAAAAAUCGCAAAGGCAAUUCCCCAUCCGAUGAUAAUUUAUUGAUAAUCUAUCUGAAUCUGGUGGUCCGUGAUACGGAAUGAAGAGUAACUGACACGGCGGACCAUUUGCACGGUCUUUGGAGGUUUGUGUAUAGCUAGAGAAGGGGAAGUUCACUGUUGUGGCGGGGUCCGAAAAGUGUGUGGGAUUAGUUGGUAUUUAGAAGUAGCACAUUGUUUUUCAAAUAUCCUUUGGCGUGUUUCUUAUCAUUAUCCUCUUUCUCAUCUUUUGUAAAUAAAAAAAGUUAAACAGAGCUACUCAUGACUC
Molecule: messenger RNA, 989 nt
Organism: Cynara cardunculus var. scolymus (artichoke)
Lineage: Eukaryota; Viridiplantae; Streptophyta; Magnoliopsida; Asterales; Asteraceae
Product: RING-H2 finger protein ATL8-like
Exons: 1
Coding region: 93-668 (191 amino acids)
Source: RefSeq, a predicted model, not a curated record